Molecule: messenger RNA, 1501 nt
Organism: Drosophila guanche
Lineage: Eukaryota; Metazoa; Arthropoda; Insecta; Diptera; Drosophilidae
Gene: Nemp
Product: nuclear envelope integral membrane protein 1
Exons: 1
Coding region: 117-1493 (458 amino acids)
Cellular component (GO): nuclear envelope
Source: RefSeq, a predicted model, not a curated record
UUAGUGGUGGUAUAUCGAUACACAACACCAACAACUCCAGUUGCCGCAGUUCAAAGAUAUUUGUAUUAAUUUUUGUGUCAAUUAACAGAAUAGAAGAAAUUCUCAAAAGAGUAGGCAUGUUUCAGCCGAAUGGAUAUAUCCUUAUAUUCACACUAUUGGCGCUACGCACUGCCGCAAGCCCGCCACCAAUUAUGGACCCUGUGAUUUUGGCGCCGGGUGCAUCCGUCGAUAUCCCAGAAAAUGGCUAUGGAUCGAAUACGCUGAGGACGUACUGCUAUCCAGGUAAGCCGUCCUCGCUGCUCAGUAUCUUCGAGACAUUUGAGUUCCUGCUGGGCAUCGGCAACGAUGACUACUCCCAAUACGGUGGACGCACACCAAAGGAGGUUCUGGAUCACUACAACGAGCAGCGCUCCCUGUUCAGCUUCACGCUCUUCUCACAGAAGCGUCAGCGCAUACAUCUGUCGCCAUUUGAGCCGCAAUGCAUUGGCGUAUCCUCGCGCCAGCCCUACAAUGUGCGACUGCAUCAUGCGAAGUGCAAUGUCUGGCGGUUGCUGCAGUUUGGCCUGGGGACGCUCGUAUUCUGGAGCAGCCGCAGCUUGGCCAAGAACAGCAUAUUCUAUUACUUGGCCGGCAUUAUGCUUGGCAUUUGUGGCUCGCUGCUGCUGAUCAUCUCGCUAACGUCUAAGCUUUUACCCCGGCGUCCCAUGAUGUAUGGCGUCCUGAUUGGAGGCUGGACCAUUGGGAUGUACAUAAUCAAGCAACUGGCCGACAAUAUGCGGCUAAUCAUAGUGACUUAUCGCGGCUAUGUGGUGUGGUAUCUGAUAAUAACCAGCCUCAUCUCAUUCCUCAUCUGCUACCGCAUUGGCCCGCCGACGAAUGCACGCUCCCAGAACAUCAUCAUGUGGCUGCUGCAGGCGGUUGGCGGGGCACUGGCCUACUUCAGCAGCUGGCACAGCCGUGGCGUGCUCUCGCUGAUGGUCUGCAUAUUUGCGGCUUACUAUUUACCCGCAUCGCUCUUGCCCGACGUGCGCUCGUACUACCGCCGUCGCUUUCCGCCCAAGCCGCGGCUGCUGACAAAGGAGGAGUACUUCCAGCAGACGGUCAACGAGACGCAAAAAUCACUGGAGGAGCUGCGCAAGUUCGUGAACAGCCCCAACUGCAAGCAGUGGAACAUAAUGGGCGCAAUGCGCAAUCCGUGGCGCUUCGCCUCUUUCGCCAGUGGGGAUCCACAUUUGUUUGACGAGGAAAUCGAGGACUAUUCACGCACCAUAGAAGAGUCCAUGGAGGCGGCCGACUUGAUCGAUGCCGAGGACUAUCUGCAUUGCAUCAUGCACUAUCGGCCCUCGUCCGAUCACAGGUUCAACGUGAGCCGGCAGCGUCGUCGAGCGACUAUGCCACAGUCACAGCCACAACGCGAAACGACACGCGGUGCAAACAUGCCGCAGGACUACGAUUCAGAUAGCAAUGACGACGAAUACAUAGAGCAGGAUUAGGAGAAAAA